AUGGAGAUGGCACUUGCAGCUCUCCUACCCCUUUUAUUUACUUCAGUAUUCUGUGUUUCAGCUUCCAAUGAAGCUGUGAAGGCUGGGAAUAGUUGUCCCGAAGGAUGGACUGGAAAUAAUUGCGAUGCGCCCAUCUGCUAUGAACAGAAAAUUAUUGAGAGGCACGAAGGAGGGAGUUACGGAGAUUAUCUUUUCUGGGAACAAUCAAGCAGAUGUAGUGGAGAAUUUUACUUCUAUGUUGACGAGUUCGUACAAAACAUUACUCUUUACGUUGAGGGUGGCGAAAAUUUCUUUGGAGAAGUCCGUAAAAACGAAAAACGAGUACAAGCACAUGGUACACCACCAGUGGUGUCUCCAGAUAUUCAUGUCUCUGAAUUUGAUGAGAUUGCCAGCUUUUACGGUUAUGGUGUUUAUACGAUAGUGGUACAAAGCGAUGGAACUGAGUCAUGCACUAUUUAUGUUCGGUCUGCUACGUCGUUAAUGAUUGACGGUGGCUUCGUGCAAGAUCGGCGUGAUGAUAGUGCGCAGUAUGUUGUACCUCAGAUCAAUCAAGGAGUUGGACGUUAUCCUAUAGUUAACAACAAUUCUUAUUUUGCCUUCCAAUAUCCAGUUGCGUUAUCACAUCCAGGAAGAGCUAACUUUGUUUACAUUAAUUCUGGUAGUGGUUAUGGUUCUCGAAUAGCAGUCAAAGAUCGGUACGGUUGUGGAGCGUCGUACAUCAGUAAUGCAGUCCAGUGUGAAGAAGACUUGAGUCUUACAUACCAUUUGAAGGUGGAAGGUGUAGAUACUAAAGGGAACACGUGGCAACGAGUCUAUAUUUAUAUGUGCGAAACUUACGCCACUCCUAGCCCACCACCUACUGAGCCACCACCAGAACAGUGUCUCAAUGGUGGUAUUCUGGUGAACGCGGGAACAGCACAGCAAGAAUGCUACUGCGGUAAUGAUUACGAAGGUAGGAUGUGUGAAACAAAACGAUGCUUUAAUAAUGGUCAAGUAGGAAAAUACGGUCGAUGUACAUGUGCUGUAGGAUAUACCGGAGAGUCCUGUGAGCAUGUUUUCUGUCAAAAUCCGACUGAAGGUUACGGUGAUUCCAAAUACAAAGCUAUUGUUUUCAUUGUUCGCUCUGGGUUAUCUAUGGCGGGGCACAUUGAAGAAAUUGCUGGUGCUGCUCGGACAAUUGCCUCGUAUUAUCAGAGUGAUUCCUAUAUUCAACGUUGGGUUCUCGUCACAGUCUUCAACGGAAUGGUUGAUGUUCAAAGUACUACAAGGGCGGAUGAAUUUGUAAAUGCUAUUCGUGCAAUAAAGAUUGAACAAGACACUAUCUGUAAUGAUGCAAUCUAUACAGCAAUAAGCACAGCAAUUGACACUCCUGCCGUUCAGAUGUACAAGCGGUCAAUGUUUUUCAUCUUCACAGACGGCAUGCCUGAUGACAACACGGAAGAGCGUCUUACGCUUUUGCACCAACUUAGCUUCUUCAGAGGACAGAUGUUCUUUAUGUUAGCCAACUCUGUUUCUGGACGCUGUAACAUCGAUACCGCAUCUGAAGGGUACCGUGGAUUGCGAUAUUUAGCUCAAUUCAGUUUUGGUCAAGUGACAUACGUAGAUUUAGAAGAUUUAGGAUCGGCAAGUUUACUAACAUUGUUGUUUAAUCUGAAGAUGCAAUGGGCUACUGUUGUUCUGGCAAUCACCGCACACAAAGCUGACCACAUCUUUUCAAAUGAUCUUAUGGAUUCAUGCAAACGUGCACCAAAAUACCAGUCAUUCUUCGUCGAUCAUAGUUUGCGAAAUGUUUUCAUAUCAGCUACUGGAUCCAAUCUUAAUCUUUAUCUCACUGAUCCUUCGCGAAAUCGUACAGAAGCAACCCUUUUUUAUUCGUCUUCAGACCACUUGUAUGUUUGGCAGAUUGAAAACUUGAUGUAUGGAGGAUAUUUGAUGGAACUUGAAAGCCAAUCGUACAACCCGUGUUCGCUUCGCGUUUUCGGCUACGGAGAUACAUCUUUGUGGGUUGGAAUCUCCACUGGCCUUGCAGAAGAUGCCACUGUCACACAACCAAUAUACCAGCAAACUUCACAUAUGGUUGCACGUAUCAAUGAUGUAAACUAUCCGGACCCGACGCAAAUCCUGGCAGAAGCAACCAUAUGGACAAAUGAAGGCACAAGUGACAAACGAACAGUUUUAUAUGCAUCUGGAGGAAUUUAUCGAGAUAGCUGCAACUUUAACUUGUACUUUGGCGAAUGGGAAUGUGCCUAUCCGAAUGAAUUCUUUUACAUGAACGUCUACGUCACGGCUUCAAACGGAGCAGUCAUUCAGCGUUCAUAUACAGGAUUCUGCAGCAUCGUUGAGACAACACAAACUCCCCCUGGUCAGUGUAUGAAUGGCGGAGUUGAAACAACACUGUCGAAUGGCACUCAAACUUGCAUCUGUCCGGCACACUACACAGGAAAGAAAUGUGAAAAAAUACAAUGUUUGAACUUGGGGACGGCAAUUGGAAAUAAAUGUGAGUGCGUCAGUGGAUUCACGGGACAGUUCUGCGAAACAUCCGUCUGCCACCAAAGAAAUGAAGACUUUGAUUUUGGCCCAAAUAAGCGGUCACUGACUUUAAUUAUUCAAGACUCUAUUUCAACAAGGACGUCAAUGAGGAGUAUCAAAAAUCAGCUACCGUCGCUAGUUCAAGAUUUGACUCACCAACACGCUGAAUGGAUUAGCACUUAUCAGUUAUAUAGGUUUAAUGACUCGACCUUCACAAAAGUGGCUUCUACACCAAAUGCAAAUGAGUUUCUUCAAGGAAUGGAUGCGCUUUAUUCAGCUAAUUUGGCUGCUAGCGACCCAUCAUGUCGUGAUCUACGUGUUCUACCAGGUCUUUUGGGGGUGCUUAUGAACCAUCAACUGACAUUGAAUGGCGUGGUUUAUCUUUUUAUUAACGGUUAUAUGAAGCUCGACGUAACAACAAGCGAGGUGGAAGCUGUAUAUGAGUUACUGGAAAGAACUAAGGUUAUGUUCAAUGUAGUUCUGAUGUCUGGAAGCCCGUGUGGCAGAGAUUUGAGCGAAAACGAAACCUUAGUAUUGAUGAACUUUGCUGGUUACACUGGCGGGCAGUUCAUUAUGGUUAUGCCGCCGAGAGCUGGCAGCGUAAUUCGUUCGACACCAACAUUAUACCGCGCAAACUAUAUCUACGAAACAUAUAAGGAAAAUUGCACAGAGCCGGAACCUAUUUACUUCCCGAUUGAUUCACAAACACAAUCAUUCACUGCUUAUGUGGUUGGAGAUAUGGAAGAUAAUGCCAUAAAAUAUUAUCGACCUGAUGGUAGUAAGAAAGAGCCUUUCACUAUAUGGAAAGAUCUUGGAAUGGGAUCGCGAAUGGAUCAGAUUAUUAGAGAGUGUGACGACGGAUGGGAGCUUAGUGGGAAUAGAUGUUGGCAUUUCGGAAUAGUUCCUCGAACAUGGUCAGAGGCAAGGGAUUUGUGCCACAAUAACAACGCUGUUCUGAUAACCAUAUUUAAUCAAGCGGAACAGGACUACAUUGACUCAUUAGCACGCGGUGAGCCGUACUGGACUGGAUUGAAAUAUGACAGCACAUCAUCAGCUUAUGUAUGGGAUACGACCGAAGGAACGCCGCUCACUGUAUUCAUUUCAAAAGAUGAUUUCAAAUUAUCUUAUAAUAAAAAAACACGACACAUGGCUCUUAGUAGUACGGGCUACAAUAACUUCCCAGGUGGUAAUGUGCCAGCCUUUAACUUGACAACGCAGUGUGUUUUUGAUAAACAUCCUGUCGGAUGGUCUCUUGCGGCUUGUUCGGAAAGGCGAUCUUACGUUUGCGUAAAACAUGCUUGUUCAAAAAACAUCUGUGUUUCUAAAUAUCUUGAGAAGAAUGUUGUUAGUUCAACAAGUGUUGCGAAUAGUCGCAUUAGCUUAACAUCUGCUGAAGAGACAAACAAUGCUGAUUAUGAACCAGACUUCCAGGAUCUUGGAGAUCUUCUGGCUAGAGGAAUUUGGAAAAUGACUGUGCAAACAAUUAGUGGAGCUUGUUCAGUACAGAUCUACAGUCAAAGUGCCAUUCAAAUGUUUAUGGAGUUUUCAUCCGAUAUUCACAGCGAUUUUGGCUCGCAGCAACCGUACGUUCAAGCAAGCGACAACAGAAUAAUAGCUCACGUUACAAAGCAGACCAGCACUAGCGCAGGUUUGACUGGCUCGUUGCAGUACGCCCACUUAUACAAAAUAAGCAGCAACAUAACUAUAGUACAGGCUCAGACGUUCUCCAAGCGUGAUAUGGCUACAUGCGCAUUUGAGUACUUAUCAACUUCUUUCAAGUGUCCGUCUGAGCAUUUCUUAUCGCUGAAUACUGGCAUUGAUCGAUUCGGAUACCUGUAUCAGCGAAUCCAACCAAUCUCUUGUUUCAAAGGACCCGUCCCGGGAGACUGUGUAAAUGGUGUUUAUAAUCAAGGGCAUUGCGUAUGCGAUCCAUAUUACGAGGGCGAGUUGUGUGAAACGCCUAUUUGUCAAAAAGGAACCUUAGACAGUUUGCGAGAAAACUGCAAGUGCUUUGCAGGCUAUGCUGGGGUUGUCUGUGACAUACCGGUCUGCAAUCGUGGUACUUCUCAAAAUAUGCCGUCUAUAAAUAAUCGAACUUUUGUCCUCCUUCUUGACGGUUCAAAGACUGGCCGAAUGAAAAAUAUAGCAUCGUCGCUGGAAGACUUACUAACAUCCGUAUUUGAUGAAUCCAAUGAGCCUGAGUAUCGUGGCUGGUUCACCCAUUACACAGGCGUAGUCUUCCGAGAUUCAAGUGUCGGUGAACAGUCAGUGUCUGAAGUAAUUGAGUCGGACGACUCCACUGACUUUGUUAAAAAAAUGCUGGCCGAAAGAGACAAGUCAUACACACCUAGUGGAGAAUCAAGGUCUGUGAUGGCGGCUAUAGUGCGUGCUAUGCAAAGUACAUACGUUCAGCCUCGUUCCUAUGUCUUUGUUCUAACUGGUGCUGAUGCUGAAGAUUACGAGCGUAAAACUGCAGCAAUAGAAGCACUGGCACGAACACACUGCUAUGUAGAAUUUUUGAUUGUUGGCGAUGAGGAGGCUCCUGGAGGAGGUAAAAACUAUACCAAGCCACAACUGGUUGCAUAUUACGACAUUGUCAGAGAGACCAGUGGCCAACUAUACCAAGUGCAAGACAACGAAGGCAACGUUGAUGUUUUUAAAACGUUCUGGAGGAGUCUGUUUUCCACGUAUUACGAUACGUUCUUCGUUACCACCGUGCAAAAGCAAGACUGCUCGUCGGGUAUCGAUGAGUACGUUCAACUCGGCUACAACGCCUCAACCUUGAUUAUUGACGCUGUUGGGAGUGGCCAAGUUUCCAUUUUCGAUCCGCAAAAUAGGCAAGUGAAUAAUAUCAAUUCAAUAAAAGGAUCAAGAACUAAUCGAGUGAAUACAGUCUCGGUAAAUAUGACGGGACUCUGGAAGAUUACACUGCCUGAAUACAAAGGUUUCUGCAGAUUACAAGUCAAAGGAAAGUCCAAUAUUGAAAUAUUUAUUGGCUAUGUACAUGACGGUACAGACGGUGGACUGCAUUCAAGGGAUGUCGAUUAUAGACCUCUUACAGACGGUGUUAAUGCGGUAGUGGCCAAAUCUGAUGUAGCUAAAAUUAAUUUUGUCCAAAUCUUUUCUUUGGAUGAGAGAAAACUGCUAUGGUCGUCCCCAAUGAUCGCUCGAAGAAGUUGCACAUAUCAGUAUGUAUCAUCUAGGACUUUCACUUGCACAGAACCAUCGCUCUCAGUCGCUGUUGAGGGUGAAGACGACAGAGGUUAUCCAAUACGCCGAAUGAUUCACACCCACUGCGUUGGCAAUUUUGCAACAACUGCUGCACCUGGAACAACAGCUACACUUCUUACAACAACACCUGUGGUAACGCUUAAACCAUUACAGUGUGACGACAACGCUAAGUUCGAUAUAAUACUUAUGUUUGACGGCUCUGACGGAUUUAAUGCUAAUGAUUUUGAAGACGUUGUCAAAGCGUUUGAGUCAGUUCCAGAAAAGAUGAACAUUUCACAAAAUGGUAUUCGAUUCGCAAUUGGAACAUAUGCUGAAAGUGCAGAAAUCUUUUCAACGUUUGAGAACACCGACGUCACCGAAUUCCACAACACGCUGCAACGCCUUGUUUCGUUUGGACAUGAAGGCGUUACUGCCAAUAAUAUUUCUGACAUAUUCACAAAAAUAGAGAACCUUAAUUUCCGAGACAGCGUACCUCGUGUACUCGUCAUGUUUUCUUCUUUGAGACUAGAUGUAGGACUUGGAGAAGCUUACCCAGAUCCAAAACAGCAAGCUGAGGAAUUCCGGGCAAAGGGCAAAAUAUUGCCAAUUGGUUAUGGAAAAUAUGUAGAUGCUGACUUACUGAAAAAUCUUGGGAACAAUUGUGCUAAGUUUGCUGGAGACAUGCUAGAAAUGAAAGCACUUCUUCCUUGGGUUACAUCAUCGCUGUGCAGGUUUGUAAUUGGUUACCUUAAGAAACUACCUUUACUUUGGUUGACUGGUUAA
This is a messenger RNA of Enterobius vermicularis (human pinworm), 6522 nucleotides long. Lineage: Eukaryota; Metazoa; Nematoda; Chromadorea; Rhabditida; Oxyuridae. The record is from the annotation of a GenBank genome assembly.